Messenger RNA from Limulus polyphemus (Atlantic horseshoe crab), 1980 nucleotides. Its product is annotated as hemicentin-2-like. The record is from RefSeq and is a predicted model, not a curated record. Gene Ontology annotation, molecular function: protein binding. Bases 1 to 1980 code for a protein of 659 amino acids. Lineage: Eukaryota; Metazoa; Arthropoda; Merostomata; Xiphosura; Limulidae. The transcript is spliced from 9 exons.
AUGGGACUAGAAGAAGAAGAAGUGGAAUUACCCUGCAACAUUACGGCUAUCCCUGAGGAUGAUAUUCCUACGCUCGUCUUCUGGUACAAGAAUAACAUUACUACCCCGAUUUAUACUCUCGACGCCAGAAAAGGAUCCCUUAGUCUAGCUCGACACGCGUCUGUCUACGAGGCUGUUCGGGUUUACUUUGCCACAGAUACAGAACCAGCCGUCCUAAGGUUUAAGAAACUGAACCGAGGUGACCAAGGGUCAUAUCGUUGUCGAGCGGAUUUUGAUCGAGCUAGGACUCGAUACACCGAUAGUGUCCUGAAGGUUAUUGAGCCGCCCAAGAAGCCUGUGAUUAAAGACCACAACGGAAAGAUACUGAGGAGUCUAAUUGGGCCAUAUAAUGAAGGACACUCUUUGUUUAUUUAUUGUGAUGUCGUUGGAGGUGUUCCCUCACCAAACGUCACGUGGUGGAGAGAAUCCGUUCUUCUUGAUGAUACAUUCAACAUCACGGAGAAAGGAACCAUUACUAACGAACUGAUGAUUCCAGCCUUACAGAGACACGACCUAAUGGCGGCUUUCAGUUGCCGAGCUUCCAAUUACGACCAAAUUUCGCCCUUGUCUUCGACUGUUACGGUGGACAUGAAUUUUAGACCGCUGGACCUCAGGAUUGCUAAGGAACCUGCAACAUUCUCCGCCGGGAAGACAAGCAAGCUGGAAUGCCAAGCGGUGGGCUCCCGACCUGCGGCUAUUCUGACUUGGCGGCUGAACGGUGUGGAGUUAAAAACAGCGAAGACGUCAGUUUCGGUAGAUGGAAACGUCACCACAAGUGUGUUGACUCUUAAACCCUCUGUUACAGAUAAUGGCAAAACUGUGACAUGUACAGCCGAGAAUCUUCUAAUCACAGACAGCAUAUUGAAAGACGAAAGAAUUCUGAAUGUUUAUUACGCUCCACACAUUAGCAUCAACAGUUCCUGGGACGUGAACAACCCGAUAGUGAAGAAAGGACACGACGUGUUUUUUGACUGUAAAAUUCGAGCUAACCCUUGGAUCACCGAUUUUCACUGGCUGUUCGAAGAAGAGGAACUUCAUACUAACAAGACCGCUGGUAUAAUUAUAAGUAAUUACACAUUAGUCCUACAAAAGGUUGACCGCUCAAAGCGAGGUCGUUAUGUUUGUAAGGCCAAGAACAUUGAGGGGGUUGGAGAAAGUCCCCCUAUUCAUCUCCGUGUAGAGUUUGCACCAGUAUGCAAGCCAGGCCAGAGAACUGUGUAUGGUACAGCAGUGCACGAAACGGUGAGAGUACUCUGCGAGGUCGAUGCGGAUCCAGAAGAAGUAACGUUUCGCUGGAUGUUUAACAAUUCUCGUGGAAAGAGAGAGGUGUUGUCCUUUAAGGACGACUUUACUAGAAGCGUAGCAAGCUUCAUCCCCCAGAGUCAGGAAGACUACGGUACGCUGGUUUGUUGGGGGAGUAACAGAGUGGGGGUACAGAAGGAACCCUGCUUUUAUAACGUCAUUGCUGUAGGACCUCCAGCAAUGCCAGUUAACUGUACAGUACGAAACAUCACAACUUCCUCGGUGGACAUUGGCUGCCUUGAGGGUUAUAAUGGUGGCUUAAGUCAACACUUUGUUGUAGAAUUACAUGAAAAUAACCUAGACAGAAUACACACGAAUAUGACUGCCAAGAAACCUGACUUUGUAAUAGAGAGACUUCCGCAAAAUACAAGGCUUCAAAUUAUAGUUUAUGCAGUCAACGCAAAAGGAAGAAGUGAGUCGUGGACAAGAAAUGUCUACACACUUUCUACACUUGAAGAUGUCGAAGAACCUAAGGACCAAUGGUUUGUGGAGUUCAGACCAAUACUUGUUACACUUGUUACAAUUGUAGCAGGACUCAUCUUCGUGAUCCUGGUCAUUAUUCUUCUUGUCAAAGUCCGUUCUAGAAAACAUGGGAAGCGGAACGCAGAUAAAACUGUCGUAGGAGAAGAACUAUGGUAA